Molecule: messenger RNA, 1095 nt
Organism: Yamadazyma jaroonii
Lineage: Eukaryota; Fungi; Ascomycota; Pichiomycetes; Serinales; Debaryomycetaceae
Source: the annotation of a GenBank genome assembly
AUGGCUUUAAAAAAAGCAGGUGUUUUAGGAGCUACUGGUUCAGUAGGUCAAAGAUUUAUCUUAUUGUUAGCUGAUCAUCCAGAUUUUGAAUUAUAUGCUUUAGGAGCUUCUCCAAGAUCUGCUGGAAAGAAAUACGUAGAUGCAGUUAAAUGGAAACAAACUUCUUUAUUACCUGAACUGGCUAAAGAUUUAGUUGUUGAAGAAUGUAAAUUUCAAGGUAAAUUAGCUGAAUGUGAUGUUAUAUUUUCAGGUUUAGAUUCUGAUGUUGCAGGAGAAGUUGAAAAAGAGUUUUGUGAUAAUGGUUUAGCAGUUGUUUCAAAUGCUAAGAAUUAUAGAAGAUCUCCUGAUGUUCCAUUAAUUGUUCCAAUUGUUAAUACUGACCAUUUAUCAAUUGUUGAAAAGAAAGUAGCUGAUGCUAAAAAGAAUGGUGAAAAGAAAGGUUUUAUUGUUUGUAUUUCAAAUUGUUCAACUGCUGGUUUAGUAGCACCAUUAAAACCUUUAGUCGAUGCUUUUGGUCCUAUUGAUUUAUUAACUGCUACCACUUUACAAGCUAUAUCUGGUGCUGGAUUUUCUCCUGGUGUAAGUGGAAUUGACGUCUUGGAUAAUAUUGUUCCAUUUAUUAGUGGAGAAGAAGAAAAGAUUGAGUGGGAAACCAAGAAAAUCUUAGGUCAAGUUAAUGACGAUAAUACUGGAUUCAAACUCUUGAGUGACGAUGAAAUUAGAGUUAGUGCUCAAUGUAAUAGAAUUGCUGUUAGUGAUGGUCACACUGAAUGUAUCUCAUUAAAAUUCAAAAACGAAAAGAAACCAUCAGUUGAAGAAGUUAAACAAGUAUUAAGAGAUUAUCAAUGUGAAGCUUUCAAGUUAGGUUGUCAUUCUGCUCCUAAAAACACUAUUCAUGUAUUAGAAGAAGAAGAUAGACCUCAACCAAGAUUAGACAGAGAUAGAGAUAAUGGAUAUGGUGUUUCAGUCGGUAGAAUUAGAGAAGAUCCUGUUUUGGAUUUCAAAAUGGUUGUUUUAUCUCAUAACACUGUCAUUGGUGCUGCUGGAGCCGGUAUUUUGAUUGCCGAAAUCUUAAAAGCUAAGAACGUUAUUUAG